This is a messenger RNA of Teleopsis dalmanni, 1763 nucleotides long. It is a transcript of the gene Alg3, whose product is annotated as lethal(2)neighbour of tid protein 2. The transcript is spliced from 2 exons. Gene Ontology annotation, cellular component: endoplasmic reticulum. Gene Ontology annotation, molecular function: dol-P-Man:Man(5)GlcNAc(2)-PP-Dol alpha-1,3-mannosyltransferase activity. Bases 52 to 1545 code for a protein of 497 amino acids. Lineage: Eukaryota; Metazoa; Arthropoda; Insecta; Diptera; Diopsidae. The record is from RefSeq and is a predicted model, not a curated record.
CGGUUUCUAAUGUAGGAUAUUUCCAUUUUUAAGUAUUGCAAUAAAUUUAAAAUGCCUCCCAUAAAACCGAAUAAAAAAUGGAAUUUUUUAAAACAAUUUUACUUGAAAUAUGUUAAUUUAGAGUAUUUAAAAUUCUUAAUAUUUGAUCCCGCGGCACUUCCUAUUGUAACGGUGUUAGUAUUAUUAGGAGAGCUCCUGUUGAAUGUGCUUGUAAUUCAGCGCGUUCCUUACACCGAAAUUGAUUGGAAAGCUUACAUGCAAGAAUGUGAGGGAUUUUUAAAUGGAACGACUAAUUACGCACUUCUCAAAGGUGACACCGGGCCGCUUGUUUAUCCUGCUGGUUUCGUCUACUUGUAUUCAGCGCUGUACUUUAUAACAUCAAAUGGAGAAAAUAUUCGUGUUGGACAGUACAUUUUUAUGGGCAUAUAUAUGUUACAAAUGUGGUUCAUAUUGCGUCUUUAUACAAAAUCUAGAAAAGUACCACCAUAUGUGUUGGUCAUAAGUGCAUUUACAUCUUAUAGAAUACAUUCGAUUUACGUUCUUCGUCUAUUUAAUGAUCCAAUAGCUAUACUCUUUCUUUAUGCGUCACUAAAUUUGUUUAUGGAUCGUCACUGGAUAUUUGGUAGCAUACUUUUCAGUCUUGGUGUUGGCGUGAAAAUGAAUAUUUUAUUAUUUGCACCUGCUUUACUGUUAUUCUAUAUAACCAAUUUAGGGUAUGUGAAGGCAUUGCUUCAGAUAUGCAUAUGUGGUUUUGUUCAACUUUUAAUUGGUAUUCCUUUUCUAUUUACUUAUCCGUUAGAAUAUAUUAAGGGCAGUUUCGACUUGGGUAGAAUAUUUGAAUAUAAGUGGACUGUUAAUUAUAGAUUUCUGCCCCAAAUUUUGUUUAUUAAUAAAUAUUUUCAUUUAAGUCUAUUAGCCCUCCAUAUUAUUUUGUUAUUAAUAUUCGCGAAACCAACACACUAUUUCUUCACAAGAUAUCUACGAUUGCGUGAGUUGCAGAAACAACUUCAACCACAACUUCAUCAAAGAAAUAAAGAUAUUAAAGCUAAAGGUAUAGCGUCAAAGAAAUCAAAAGUGGUGGAUAAAACACCUAAAGAAAAACUAACGGCCGAACAAGAAUCAUUUCUAAAAACGUUCGAAAAAAAUUUGCAAAAAUCUACGGGAUUAAACACACCGCCAAAACGCGAAAAUAAAGAAGUUCCGUCAACUGAGAAAGAAGUUUCGAUUCAUUUCGAGCAAUGCACUCAGCUUGCUUUGUUACCAUUUUUUUUGUGCAAUCUUAUAGGAGUAGCUUGUGCUAGAUCAUUGCACUACCAAUUUUAUGUGUGGUAUUUCCAUUCUCUACCUUACUUAGCAUGGUCAACUGAAUUUAGUUUAGGUUCCCGCUUUCUUAUAUUGGGUUUAAUUGAAAUGUGUUGGAAUACAUAUCCCAGUACUUACUUUUCAAGCAUUGCACUUCAUUUAUGCCAUGUCGUCCUCUUGAUAGGAGUUGGACGUGCAAUGUUCAAAACAAUCAGACUGAGUGAAUCAGCAAAAAAUCGAUAAUUGGUACUAAAUUUUUGGAGAAAUGGACUUAAUUUAAAUAUAAAAUAAAAUGGAACGCAAAAGUAGUAAUAUGUGUGUUUAUGUCAAAUUCUUGUUAUUUGUUUUAACGAUACAAAUAGUAUUAAUUCUAACAUUGUAACAAUCCAUGUUUUGUUAUAAAUUACAAAUAUAAAUACCAAAUAAAUCUUAUAUCAAUUUAUUUACACAACUAUCUAUGU